Messenger RNA from Emiliania huxleyi CCMP1516, 354 nucleotides. RefSeq lists its product as hypothetical. NCBI's taxonomy places the organism in Eukaryota, Haptophyta, Isochrysidales, Noelaerhabdaceae. The transcript is spliced from 2 exons. The record is from RefSeq and is a predicted model, not a curated record. The coding region runs from base 1 to 354 and encodes 117 amino acids.
AUGCCCAAGCGGCGCAUCGCCAAGAAGCGGCGCAAGAAGAAGCGCGCCGCGCCCACGCCCACGCCGCUCGCCUGCUCGGAGGGCCUCUCCCGCCUGUUUAGCGGCCGCGCCGGCCUGCAGAUCACCCGCGGCCAGGCAGUCUCGAAGCUGUGGGCGACGGCCAAGGCGCGCGGCGUGCAGCGGGGAAAGACGAUCCACUGCGACGCUGAGAUGGCCGCCCUCUUUGGCGUCUCCACGCUCGGCUUCUCGGACGUCGCCGCCGCCCUCGCGCCGCACCUCUCUCGCGCGCCUCCGCCGCAGCCGCUCGUGACGGAGGAGGGCCGGACUACGGCCGCGAGCGAGGCGCGCAGCUGA